This is a messenger RNA of Racocetra persica, 234 nucleotides long. NCBI's taxonomy places the organism in Eukaryota, Fungi, Glomeromycota, Glomeromycetes, Diversisporales, Gigasporaceae. The record is from the annotation of a GenBank genome assembly.
AGGAUGGGGGACUUCUUGCUAACUUGGGUUAAAAAAGUUGCUGAAUACAUCUCAGAUUUGGACGGCAUAGAUCACGCUAUCAUGUUUGUUCCGUCUGAAGUGGUUUUCGCCAAAAUUAACGAGAAUAGUUUUUAUGAGAUUAUCGAGUUAGCGUUGGAAAAAAAGGUAACCAUUUGUUCCCCUAUGCUUCUUGCUGUGGUUAUUAACCAAAUCCUUUGGGCAAACAAAACUUGA